Messenger RNA from Tricharina praecox, 874 nucleotides. Its product is annotated as NO signaling/Golgi transport ligand-binding domain-containing protein. Bases 79 to 792 code for a protein of 237 amino acids. The record is from RefSeq and is a predicted model, not a curated record. The transcript has 3 exons. NCBI's taxonomy places the organism in Eukaryota, Fungi, Ascomycota, Pezizomycetes, Pezizales, Pyronemataceae. Gene Ontology annotation, cellular component: TRAPPIII protein complex; TRAPPII protein complex; TRAPPI protein complex. Gene Ontology annotation, biological process: endoplasmic reticulum to Golgi vesicle-mediated transport.
AUCCGCCGUCCCUCCACACAACAAAAGUGCUCCGAUGCGGUAAGAGCACAAGCACAGCUCCCCAACACCUCCGGACUCAUGUCAAACCUCCAACAACCGCCCGCCUCUCCCUUUGUCCCGUUCUCGCCGAAUCCGUCGAUCCAAUCCGGCAUGCCGACCCAGACGACACCGCUCUCGGUCUCGCAGAAGCCGACGCAGCUGGGCUCCUCGAACCUCCGCUUCGCCUCGUCGCGGAAAUCCAUCUACGACCGCCACCUCAACCGCACGCAGCGCUCGGAGCUAUCAAAGUCAUCGUUCGCCUUCCUCUUCGCCGAGAUGAUCCAGUACGCGCAGAAGCAGGUGGCCGGCAUCCAAGACCUCGAGAAGAAAUUAAACACGCAAGGCUACGCGAUCGGGCAGCGACUUCUCGAGCUGCUGCUUCACCGUGAGGGGCGUUCGGCGAAGCGGGAGACUAGGGUCCUCGGCAUCCUCCAGUUCGUUGCGCAAACGCUGUACCGGCACCUCUUCGGCAAGCCCGCGGACGGCCUCGAGAAGUCGCGCGAGAACGAGGACGAGUACAUGCUGAUCGACCACGACCCCGCGGUCAACAGCUACAUCUCGGUGCCGAAGGAGAUGGCGCAGCUGAACUGUGCCGCGUUCGUCGCGGGCAUCAUCGAAGCGGUGCUGGACGGCAGCUUGUUUCCCUGCAGGGUCACCGCCCAUAGUGUCGCCUCCGAACAGUUUCCCGCGAAAACGGUGUUUUUGAUCAAGUUUGAUGAGAGCGUGUUGGAGCGUGAGGCCGUGCUGCAGUAGGUAGAUGGGCUGGGAGCAGGCGGAGGUUAAUGUUUCUUCUUCUUUCUUGGCGGUGUCUAUCGACUAUCUUUCUUCUUGAUGG